AUGAUGAAAAGAAAACUUGAUCCUACAAACACCAUACACAUGGCCUCAAAUGAUUCAUUACUAAGUCCUAAGUCAUCCAAGCUCAACCAUGUUUCAAAAAUCAGGAAAUUGUCUAAUAAUACAAAUAAUCAUAAGAUAUCUACAACCCCAAAGGUUACAAUAAAUAAUAAAACACCGGAAAAACUAAAUAAAAGUAAGAAAAUGGAUGAUUCCCUGUCCAGAAAAUCGACAUCAGAUACUGAAAGUAAUAUGAACUUUGAACCGUUAAAUAAAAAUACAAAUUUUACCUACGAAAAUGAUAUAUUAAAGGAUUUUAUUGAAUUGAGUAACCCGGUUAGUUCAACACAUCAACAAAACUUCGUGGAUCAAACUUUACCACUAGAACAUAACCCAAUCACUGAUUCCCAGAUAAUUAGGAUAAUAGAUAAUAAUAAUGAAUACGAUUAUCAAAAGUUAGCUGAAAACGAUAACUAUCCUCAAAUAACCAAGGGCGUUGAUAACGAAGUCCCAAAAGAACAGUGUGAAAAUUAUUUAGGUAAUAGUGAACUUGGGUCAAUUAUUAAUUCACAAAUUCUUGAAGAUAACUUAAAAGAAAAGUUAACCCCGUCCAGAAAAGCAAAUUAUGUACACACGCUUCUUUCGGGAAGAACAAGCCUUGACGACUCGAUUAAUAUUUUAAAUAAAUUGAGUCAGAGUGAACUUAAUACGCAAGUUUCACCAGUUUACUCACCAGUUAAUUCACAAAAUUCAAUACCAGAAAACCAAAACGAUAAAUAUUAUGAAGUUGAAUCAAUUAAGGAAGCCUUGGAUAACGAAUAUGUGUACACUGAUACUACUGUGAUAGAUACUACUAGCACGAUUACCAAUAAUGAAACUGAUCAUAAUGAUGAAAGCAAUAAUGUUACACCUUAUAGAGAGAUAGAGUAUGAUAACUCAGAAGUGACUAAAGCUGAUGAAAGUGUAGAGUUUAGAGAAGCAAGAGAGGAAGAAGAUUAUUCCGAAAUGGAUAGUGAUGUAAUAGAGUUUAAUCAUGAGCAUGACGUGGAAGAGCUAAUAUCAAGGUAUAAAACACUGUAUAAUAAUAGUUUUUUUAACUGUAGCAAGACUGGAACAGGGAAAUUGAGAGUAGUGGUUAGAUGUAGACCAAGCACAUGUAGGAACAAGGCAAUACAAUGCGAAAGAUCAUGUGUAAAGUUAUUUAAACCGGGGAAUAAGAACAGUGUGUUAAAGUCUCAAAGGCCUGGGAUAUUCGAAUUCAACUUUGACCAUAUCGUCAUGGAAAACGAGUCAACAGAAAAACUUUACACAAUUAGUUGCAUGGAUCUCAUUGAAAAACUCUUUUCGGGAAUUAGUGUUACAAUAUUUGCGUAUGGUAGCACAGGCUCAGGAAAAACCUAUACAAUUGCAGGAACGGAAAGUAGUGUAGGUUUGCUGCAGCUGAUGAUUACUGAUUUGUUCAAGUCUAGUCAGGUAAUUGACAAGGAACUGUACCUCUCGUACUACGAAGUGUAUAAUGAGAAUGUAUAUGACCUGCUUCAGGAAAAUGAAAUUAACUUGCAUUUACAGGAGAAUGAAAGUAAAGUCUUCGUUAAGGGAUUAACAAGGGUUAAGAUUUCCAAUUAUGAAGAUUUUAAGAGGCUUUUCGAAAUUGGAGACAAAAAUCGCAAAGUUUUUUCAACAAACGCAAACAGAUCAUCAAGCCGCUCCCACGCAAUUCUUCAGAUACAAACAAGCCUAAAUACCAAGUUGACCAUCAUUGACCUGGCAGGGUCAGAGAGGAUGAAAAUAACAGACAAUGCUGGUGAUAGACUAAAGGAAUCAUCCUAUAUUAAUCAAUCACUCCUGGCACUUAUUAACUGUAUAAAUACAUUAGCAAAGAAGUCCAAUAGCAUGAGUGGAUCAGGAGGGACUGGAGAAAGAGUAAAAUAUAGAGACAGUAAGCUGACUCAUCUGCUGAAAAACUCCCUCACAAAUAACUGUUUUAUACUUAUGAUAGCGCACGUUAACCCUGAAAACAAGUUUUAUCAGGAUUCCUAUAACACCAUUAAGUAUGCAUUGAGGGCAAAAGAUGUUGAAAUCUCACAAGUUAUCACAAAUUCUGUUAGUCCAGUUUUAAACCUAAAAAGUGGUAAGGAGGUUAUCAAAAAGUUUUCCAAAGAACUCCUGUUUUUGGUCAACUUGAUGAAAAACAACAUUAGUGAGAACAAAUUGGAACUGAUAAGGAAACACAUUUCACAAUCUCACCUAGUAGGGCGACCUCUACAUUACAUCGGCCAGCUCUCCCUGGAAUCUUUUAACCGACAGGUUAUUCAAGGUUUGAUUUUCAAAACUGACUUAAUUUCUAUAGCUACAAUUGACAAGUGCUCAAAAACACACAAUCCAAGAAUAUUAGAGGCAAUAAAACAGUCCUGGAUUGAAAAUUUGAACAAAAGACUUAACUCAGUAAAAUAUCAAUCGAAAAAAAGUCAUUCUAAACUAUCAAAAUCAGUUAGAGAGGUUUUAGAAGAGAAUAAGGAAUCAGAGAAACCAGAAACAUCUGAAGACGAGUUUUUGGAUGCGGAUGUUGUUUUAGCAAAACAAUCCUCCUCGUCAGUGUCGCCAGUUUUAAGACCAACAAAUCCAGUCACAUCAGAGUUACCAAAAAAUGAUGAAUUUUCCUUAAACAUAGAAAAGGCUGGUGAUAAUUCAGAGAAGGAAAACCCUGAUACAGAUAUAAGUAUCUCUGACAUUAGCGAUUUGGACGACGAGGAACCUGAGACUGAUGACUUGGUAAUAGGAAUGCUAGAUAAGGUACUGAACCACUCAGUUACCAGACCAAGUAGUAAGAAGUUUGGGCCUCCUUUAUGGAAACUUAAGUUAAAAUAUGGAAUAAUGCAGGUGUGUAUAUUAUUCAUCAUUUAA
Molecule: messenger RNA, 2901 nt
Organism: Theileria annulata
Lineage: Eukaryota; Apicomplexa; Aconoidasida; Piroplasmida; Theileriidae
Product: kinesin, putative
Exons: 7
Coding region: 1-2901 (966 amino acids)
Biological process (GO): transcription initiation at RNA polymerase II promoter; microtubule-based movement
Cellular component (GO): transcription factor TFIIA complex; microtubule; kinesin complex
Molecular function (GO): ATP binding; ATP hydrolysis activity; microtubule motor activity
Source: RefSeq, a predicted model, not a curated record